CCAACUGAAGCGGUGCGGGGGUGGAACCUUGUUUACAAUGGGCAGAUUCUUGGAAUAAAUAGGUUGCUCUAAGACGGGGUGCGCUCAGUGGCGAGAGGACACGCACCUGUUAGACCCUCAGAGAAUCAGCAACAAUGCAGAAAAUGAGGCUAGUUGAGUUCAUGGAUGGUGUCUUGUGGUUUGAAGAAGUACCAGAAGAUUACACAGAAGACUGUUUGGAGUUUUCCCACAAGGACACCGUGAUUUUGCGGGACAGGCAGCAAUUCGUGUUGAUCGUCCUGAAUGAAGGAAAAACUAAAGUAGGCUGCUUCAAAGACAUGAACAACAAACAAUUAAAAGAAGCAAAGAGGAUUGACAACUCAAAGAGCGGUGUUGUAUUCGACCUCAUUUCUUAUCAGCCAACUGACUGUGAGACUGAUUGUAUAUACAACGAUUGUCUGAGUCCAGUUAGUUUUGUUCUCCAAAGCAAUUCGAAGAAGUAUCAGAUGUCAUGCAGCAAGGCAAAGACUAUCGAGUUUCUGGAGAUGAAAACUUCAGAGGAAGAUACCGUGGAUGCGAAGCAAAGCAACAUCAUAUUCUACAAGAGAAGAGUCAGCGACCAGUACUCAAUGUUUGAAUCUAUGUUGGUACAGAAUUACUACCUCUGCACAGAAUUUGAAAAUGGACUCUAUAAAUUAGGGUUGAAGGAGGUCAAGACCAAAAUCGAUGAAACGGCACAGAUAGAAGUGUCAGGGUGUGAGGCAAAAUAGUUUGGGGUAUUUGGACAAACCUUCCAAAAGGCAAUUGACAAAUGUAUUUCUAAACCUAGAAGAGACCAGAUCCUCUCACAUACAUCCCAGUCCAGAGGAAUAGUCUCGACCAAAAACAUCGACUCAUUUCCCACAAAAGAUGCUGCCAGCCCUGCUGAGUUCCAACAGCAGUUGGAUUUUUGGCUCAGGAUUCCAGCAUCUGCUGUCUUUUGUGUCUCAUUGAGAGAACGUGGAUAGUUUUCCCUGCUUUUUAUAACUUAAGCUUUAAGUGUACCUUGCAUUCCCUCAUGCUAUGAUGAGAGAGAAACAAAUUUGAAGAAAGCAUUUGCUUUUAGUUUUUUUGGGUUGUGGGAGUAGAUAAUGUGCAUUGAGGAGCCCCUGCAGGUGACAGACCGUGUUCCCAUGCAGCAGCUGUCCUCCUUGGUGCUCAAGGUCCCAACGUUUGGUCGCAGCCUACAUGAAGAACUGCAGACUAUUUAUUUAACUUCAAUGUUAUAUCUUUGCAAUAAAUGGUGUACCCAUUAUCCUUUA
This is a messenger RNA of Amblyraja radiata (thorny skate), 1280 nucleotides long. RefSeq lists its product as uncharacterized. The transcript is spliced from 7 exons. Gene Ontology annotation, molecular function: cytokine activity. NCBI's taxonomy places the organism in Eukaryota, Metazoa, Chordata, Chondrichthyes, Rajiformes, Rajidae. The record is from RefSeq and is a predicted model, not a curated record. Gene Ontology annotation, biological process: immune response; inflammatory response. The coding region runs from base 135 to 749 and encodes 204 amino acids.